Molecule: messenger RNA, 1601 nt
Organism: Aspergillus steynii IBT 23096
Lineage: Eukaryota; Fungi; Ascomycota; Eurotiomycetes; Eurotiales; Aspergillaceae
Product: mitochondrial fission process 1 family protein
Exons: 5
Coding region: 357-1448 (363 amino acids)
Biological process (GO): mitochondrial fission
Cellular component (GO): mitochondrion
Source: RefSeq, a predicted model, not a curated record
UCGCCGUCAUUCGCUGUCUUUGCAUCGACAUACAUAAUAAUUAAGAAUGCCUUCUCGUCCAGACCGACAGAGGGAAAUCAAGUCGCAAGUGAAUCUGUGCAGGUGCGCGAGAGAAUCAGAUGAGCAUCAUGUGGCGGUGUCGCCCAAUAGUCACCCUCGGGGGAAAUGAACUCAUCCCUGGGACUCGCUGGGAAUUCCCCCGGCUAACGAUGCGCGCUGUCGGUUAGUCGCAAUUCUUACUAGCUCCAUGGCUGUGCUUUUUCUUCGUCUGGUAGCUCGGUAGCUCUUCUUCCUCUUCUCCUUCACCCUCUUCGUCACUACUCUCUUCCCCCUACAUACUUGCUCCGUUGCACACCAUGUUUUGGGGAUCCAGCAAGCAAGAAGAGACGCCCGAGGUGGCUCAUAAACCCAUUCCUCGCAGCAAGCUUCCUCCUCAGCUCCAGCAGCUGGUGGAUCGCGACGAUGCAUUCUACGAUGACAUCUACUCCUCCUACUCCGUCGACUCCACGGAAACACCCUACCGGUACGCCGGUUACGCCAACCGCCUGCGGACGGUACUUCUCUCCGCCCAUCGCUAUGUCGCCUACACCUCCGACAUUGGCGAGUCCUUCCGCCCCGUCGCCCAUCCCUACUUGGUGCGCACGGCCUACGGUAUCUCCUGGACCUAUCUGAUCGGCGACGUUGUCCACGAAGGCUACAAGGCCUACCUGCGCAACCGGCGCGUGCUGGCCCCGCCCUGCGAGGCCUACAAGGACGCCAAGGACCUGUCGCAGGAGGAAGUCGUCAAGGGCAUGGCCACGGGCAAGAUCGCCGGCUCCCUGAACUCCGCUAAAUCGUCGUCGCCCAAUUCCCAGGCCGGCAGCUCGUCUGACACCCUGACGCCCUGGCCCGCGACCGAGAUCCCGCUCAUCGAGGACUACCGCAUGGUGAUGGCCAAGCGCGCCGUGUUCCAGAGCAUCGCGAGUAUGGGACUUCCGGCAUUCACGAUCCACUCGGUGGUCAAGUAUUCCGGACGCAUGUUGAAGAAUUCCAAGAUGGUGUUUUUCCGCACCUGGGCGCCCAUCGGGCUUGGUCUCGCCGUCGUCCCCUUCCUCCCUUACAUCUUCGAUGAAGCCGUCGACGAAGCCGUCGAGUGGUCCUUCCGCACCGCUCUGCGCGCCUAUGCCGGCGAAGACGCCGUCCGCCCCUUGCCUACCACCGCGCAUAUCCCCGCCGACGACGCCACCUCGCUCAGCCACUUCCUGAAAGUCCGCGAAGAACAGAACGCCAACGUAGCCAUGGAAACCGAUGCCCGCACCUCCGCGGCGACCAACCUCUCCUGGGACGACUACAAGGAGCAGCGCCUGCAGGCGAAGGAGCAACGGAAGCGAGACCGGGAAGAGCGCGGUGAAAAGGGGGUGCUGGCGAUGCUGGGAUGGAAUGGUGAUUCGAAGGAGAAGAACGAGUAAAGGCCGUUCUUGGUUCUUUCUGUCCAACGCUUCUUUUCUUUUCUUUCGACGUUCCUUAUCAUUUUUUUUUCUUUUUUUUUCUCCCCUUGCUCUUUUGCAUACUUGACUCUGUACAUAUUAUACUCUCUGGUUUUAGCGCCUCUUUUAUUUUUU